Messenger RNA from Prosopis cineraria, 1902 nucleotides. Its product is annotated as hydroquinone glucosyltransferase-like. Bases 123 to 1595 code for a protein of 490 amino acids. Gene Ontology annotation, molecular function: UDP-glycosyltransferase activity. Lineage: Eukaryota; Viridiplantae; Streptophyta; Magnoliopsida; Fabales; Fabaceae. The transcript is spliced from 2 exons. The record is from RefSeq and is a predicted model, not a curated record.
UACUUCUCUUUCUCUCUCCCCAGAACAAACCCUCCUCCUCCUCCUCCUCCCCUUGAGUGGGGGAAAAAAAAACGUUUCUCUGAUAAAACCAGGCUGGGCAUAGCUUGCUUGCUUGCACUCUGAUGGAAACCAAAACGCACGUCGCUCUCGUCUCAAUCCCAGCGUUUAGCCACCAAGUCUCAAUUCUGGAGUUUGCGAAGCGUCUCGUUCAUCACCACCCUGACUUCCACGUGACCUGCAUCAUCCCCACCAUCGGAUCUCCACCGUCGGCGUCCCUGCCCUUCCUCCGAGCUCUUCCUCCAUCCAUAGAUCACGUCUUCCUUCCUCCCGUGAGCUCCCAUGACCUCCUUGCGGAAACGACGUCGCUUCAAGUCCAGCUUCAACUCGCCGUCUCUCGCUCCAUCCCCCUCGUGCGGGAAGCCUUGAGCUCCCUCGUCGCGUCGACGAAGAACCUCGCCGCCAUGGUCGUUGACCCCUUUGCGAAUGAAGUUAUUCAGGUGGCGAGGGAGUUGAACAUCUUGUCGUACAUUUACUUCCCUUCGUCAGCCAUGUUGCUCUCGCUGUGUCUAUAUUCAUCGAAGCUGGACGAGAAGGUCGUCGUUACAAACUGUGAGUUCCGAGAGCUUCCGGGAUUGAUAGAGAUUCCAGGUUGCGUUCCGGUACGAGGCAUAGAUCUCCCAGAUAAUCUUCAAGAUCGAACAGAUCUUGCUUACAAGCAGUUUCUGCAACGAUGCAAACGGUACCGUUUGGCUGAUGGUUUCUUGGUUAAUAGCUUCGUUGAGAUGGAAGCUGGUCCCUUAAAAUCGUUGCAGGAGGAAGGAUCCUUCCAGGUGAAGCAUCUUGCGUCGCAGGAUGAAGAAGCUCCUAAUGUAUAUCCAGUUGGACCAAUCAUACAAACCGGGCCAACCAAUCAGGCAAGCGGGUCGGAUUGUUUGAGAUGGUUGGAUCUUCAACCACGUAACUCCGUUCUGUACAUUUCCUUCGGAAGCGGUGGGUCCCUCUCAGAAGACCAAAUCAACGAGCUAGCGUUAGGGCUAGAACUGAGCAACGUGAGGUUCUUAUGGGUCAACGUGAAGGCUCCAAGCAACAAAGCCUCAGCUUCUUACCUCAAAACGCCUGAGAAUGACCAUCUCGAGAGUUUCUUACCAAAAGGAUUUCUCGAGAGAACAAAAGAACGAGGUCUGGUUCUUACUUCCUGGGCCCCACAAGUGGAAGUUCUCGGCCAUGAAGCCACCGGAGCAUUCUUAACUCACUGUGGUUGGAACUCGGUGCUUGAGAGUGUCGUUAACGGAGUGCCGAUGAUUGCUUGGCCAUUGUUCGCCGAGCAGAGAACGAAUGCUGCUAUGCUGGUUGAUGGCUUGAAGGUGGCUGUGAGAUCAUCAUCACAGGUUGGUGAUGAUGAUGGGUUAGUGGAGAAGAAGGGAAUAGCAAAGGUGAUAAAGAGUGUGAUUGAAGGUAAAGAAGGGAAAGAAGUUCGCAGAAGAAUGAAGAAGCUGAAGAAUGCUGCUGCAGAUGCUGUAAUGGAGGAUGGAUCGUCCGCAAAGACAUUGUCGAGUUUGACAAUGAAGUGGAAGAAGUUGAGAAGAGAAAUAUAGAAAAGUUAGUGAUCUUGUGUUUUGUUUUUCUUCAAUUAUGUCCUAGUUAAUCAUCUUUGUUUGCUUUAAUUUAUGCAAUUUUUUUUCUUUUUAUCGUGUUUCUUAUCCUUCUUUUUGUGGUUUUUUUUUAAUGAAAAAAAGUUUAGGUAAGUUAGUGGGGUUCACCAAAACUAGGGUAUAUUUUUGAAUUCAAAAAAUUUCUUAUAGAGAGAUGUAUUUAGAGAUUGCAUAUCAAUAAGGUUCUCACAUCAGCAACAAGAUUUGAUCUUGUGACAUUGGAUCAUGGGCCAAAUCCUUAUUAAGAGUA